UACUCAAAUCGCAUUCGUGCCUUCUCGAAGUCACACGUACGAAGUUUACCCAAUCUAUCUCGAAGAUGUCUGGACGUGGAAAAGGUGGUGCUGGAAAGGCCAAGGGCAAGUCAAAGACCCGCUCGACUCGUGCCGGACUUCAAUUCCCAGUCGGCAGGAUCCAUCGUCUGCUGCGCAAAGGCAACUACGCCGAGCGAGUCGGUGCCGGAGCUCCAGUCUACUUGGCCGCUGUCAUGGAAUACUUGGCCGCUGAGGUCCUCGAGUUGGCUGGCAACGCUGCUCGCGACAACAAGAAGACGAGAAUCAUCCCCAGACAUCUCCAAUUGGCCAUUCGUAAUGACGAAGAAUUGAACAAACUCCUCUCCGGAGUUACCAUUGCCCAAGGUGGUGUAUUGCCCAACAUCCAGGCCGUACUUCUGCCCAAGAAGACCGAGAAGAAGGCUUAAAUUUCUCUACCAAACGCUUGACACCUCUUAAAAA
Molecule: messenger RNA, 480 nt
Organism: Trichogramma pretiosum
Lineage: Eukaryota; Metazoa; Arthropoda; Insecta; Hymenoptera; Trichogrammatidae
Product: histone H2A
Exons: 1
Coding region: 66-446 (126 amino acids)
Cellular component (GO): nucleosome
Molecular function (GO): protein heterodimerization activity; DNA binding; structural constituent of chromatin
Source: RefSeq, a predicted model, not a curated record